Molecule: messenger RNA, 1403 nt
Organism: Raphanus sativus (radish)
Lineage: Eukaryota; Viridiplantae; Streptophyta; Magnoliopsida; Brassicales; Brassicaceae
Product: B-box zinc finger protein 22-like
Exons: 3
Coding region: 360-1247 (295 amino acids)
Biological process (GO): regulation of DNA-templated transcription; photomorphogenesis
Cellular component (GO): nucleus
Molecular function (GO): zinc ion binding
Source: RefSeq, a predicted model, not a curated record
GAAAAUGGGUCCUUUUUAAUGAUAGGUUGAUUAUGAUUUCUGACUGACUGGUGAUUAAUUUGUUUAUGGCUUGUGUAACCAUACGUGUAUGAAUAUAAUCUUGAUAUUAUAAAAUUAUUUUUAUUUUUAUUUAGAAUACUGAUCAGAAAGUUAUAAGUAAAUUCAUUUUGACCAGGAAAAUAUUUAUCAGAAAAUUCUCUCAUUCAGACAAAUCAGAAAAACGUAAGAGUUGCUUAAAACCAUAAACCUCAACCUCAAAGUCUUCAGGAGACAAAUCAAGUUUCCGACAGCAAAUCAGAAAGGAUAAGUUUGGUUUUCUCUAGAUUUGAAUCUUUUCGCAAAGAUUUUGUUUCUUUUGGAUGAAGAUUCAGUGCAACGUCUGUGAGGCGGCAGAAGCGGCGGUGCUCUGUUGCGCCGACGAAGCUGCGUUGUGUUGGGGUUGCGACGAGAAAAUCCACGCCGCUAAUAAACUCGCUGAGAAACACCAGAGAGUCCCUCUCUCUGUCUCUUCCUCUUCCAUACCCAAAUGCGACAUUUGUCAGGAAGCUUCUGGAUUCUUCUUUUGUCUGCAAGACAGAGCUAUACUAUGCCGGAAAUGCGAUGUGGCAAUCCACACUGUGAACCCUCAUGUUUCAGCUCACCAGAGGUUUCUUCUGACCGGGAUCAGAGUUGGUCUUGAAGCUAUAGACACGGGUCCUUCUGUAAAAUCAUCAUCACCACCAGCAUCCAAUGAUGAUAAAGCCAUGGAGACCAAACAGUUUACACUACCUACAUCUGAGCCUCAGAAGAUGGACUUUGAUCAUCAUCAUCAUCAGAAGAAGAUGGUUUUACCGGAAACUAAAGUCAGUGAUCACAUUUCUACAAAGCUUCCUUUUGCAAGCAGCGGAUCAGCUACUGGUCAGUGGCAAUUAGAGGAGAUUUUCGGGUUAACCGACUUUGAUCAGAGCUAUGAAUACAUGGAGAACAACGGUUCAUCUAAGGCGGAUACUAGUAGGCUAGGAGAUUCAGACAGUUCUUCCAUGAUGAGAUCUGGAGAAGAAGAUGGGGAAGAUAACAAUAACUGCUUGGGAGGUGAGACAUCAUGCGCUGUUCCACAGAUUCAUUCUCCACCAACAGCUUCAGGUCUAAACUGGCCUAAGCAUUUUGACCACAACUCAGUGUUUGUUCCGGAUAUAUCUUCUUCAACUCCUUGUACCGGUUCAUCCCCUAACCAAAGGGUUGGGAAGCGGCGACGGAGACGGUUCUAACAACUGCAACAACCAUCGGCUGGUCUGAUAAUAGAUGUGAACUAUCAUUAAAAUGAUACUGUAGUUGUUGGUCUGUGACUGAGAAAGUUUAUUGUUUCCUUGUUAGAUGCAAGAUAUUACAUUUGGAGAUUACAAUAAUAUAUACAUGACAUCAAA